AUAUGACCAACGGACAACAUCUGUUGGAUCACACGGACCAUGAGCUAUGUGUUACUUCAGGUGAACACACAAAAUCAAAUGUUGAUGCUGAUUAUGAGGAUGAUUUAACUGAUCAAAGUUUUGCUGAAAACUUGGAAGACAACGAUGCAUCAACCAGCGCUGCAGGAUAUCAGGAAUUAGGGGGGAUGGGUGUCUUUAUGGAUGGGCCACAGAGUUAUGCAACUCAUAGUCCCAAUCUUGGUGAAGAAGAUGCAAUGAUUCCGGUCCGCCAACAACAAGACAAUGUCUCCAAUGAUGAGACUGAUGGAGAUCCUUGGAGGACAACCUUGUUUGAUGAUAUACAGCUGGACCAGGUUGAAACGAAUAAUGCAGGAGGUGAAGGGACUAAAGUAAAAAAGCAAAUUCAUACUUGGAAUUUGGAUCAAUAAACAACUGUUGAUGAAUGU
Molecule: messenger RNA, 446 nt
Organism: Hordeum vulgare subsp. vulgare (domesticated barley)
Lineage: Eukaryota; Viridiplantae; Streptophyta; Magnoliopsida; Poales; Poaceae
Exons: 5
Coding region: 3-428 (141 amino acids)
Source: RefSeq, a predicted model, not a curated record